AUGAAUUUCCUAAAGAUUUUUCAGAGCGAAAAUAAAAGCAACAAUGAAUCUGAAAAUCCCCCCGACUGUGAUGCUCAAAAAGAAAAUGAAGCGUCCUCCCCCCCAGUGACGAAUGACGUCGGGCUGAAUUGUAGCCAAGGUGUCAAGGCUGAGGAGGGAAGAACCAACACAUCACCUCCCUUCGAGAAUUAUGAAGGGAUCAAUGUAGGUAGUCAUGUGGACAAUUCGGUGAGACAGGAGAGCUUUGAAAAUGGCGCAAAUGGUUCAAUGACCCAACCCGCAGACACGGGGGGGCGCCUUCCUCAUGGGGUAACAGAGGUAGGAGAAACAGGACCAAGCGCUUCGGCUAUUCACCCGAUGGGUGUCAAUCUGGUAGGUGUCUCCCCCGUUGACAUGUCCUCAUCCCAAUUCGACGGUCCAAGCAUUCACGAACAGGAGAAAAACUACGGCUACCAAAAUAAUGAGAGCCUCGGCGCAGGCAUGCCUUACACACACAUGGAGAAGAUAAAGGCGGAUGGACCCUACCCCUGCAAUAACUACGACAUGAGUGCCAAUGAUACAUAUGGUGGUGGAAACCAUGGUAGGAGGACUCACGACAAUAGUAGCCUUAACAGUAGCAUGGACAAUAGUAGGGCCCAUUCCAUUCAGUACGUAACUAACCAGGAAGGUGUUCACAAGGUAGAUUAUCUCCACACCGUAGAGAAAAAUAUGAAUAACAUUGCCAACCAAAAAUAUUGCGUUAAUUCAAGGGAGGGUGAGAAAACCUUCCAGUCUCCAACCGAUCUUCAUGUUAACAACGCAAAGGUAAAUGUCUCAUCAUUUGAAGGCAAAACGGGUUCGAAUUACAUCGACAAGAAAAAUAACUACCCAGAGCAAAUAUCGCGUGAUGGUUUCUACAACAAGCAUCAAGUUUUGGGUGAUUCAUACGCAGUCAGUGACUCAGUGGAACCUGUACCAUAUGGGUAUGAUAAACAUGUAAAUAGCAACAACGCAACAAAUGGGACGACGAGUAAUUCUGAAGGAGUGAAUAAUAUUGUCCAUUACCCCUUCCCCUCUGAGGCGUUUCCCUCAGGCAAAGUAACAGAACAUAAUUUAUCGAACAACGUAAUGCAUUCAUUCCAACACCAAUUGAAUGACAAAGCGUUUACUCAAAACACCAAUGUGGCCGCAGGAAAAAAGGUAGACAUUCCUACUAAUCAGUCCUACAUGCAUUUGUACAGUAGCGUAGGUGGAGAAAAAAAAAUGGAAGAAACGAGAGAAAUUAAUAAUUACAACUACGGAGGUGACCUAUUGAACAAGUCCCUUAGGGGGGUGAAAAGCGGCAUACAAGUAGGCACCAUAGAGCAGAUGGACAGAGCAACGAAGCUGAUUCAGGGGGGUCAUAUGGUUAGCACCCCCCAAGUAGACAAUCUUACAAAUGGCCACCUCCGAAUGGGUAAAACGGAACAGAAGCGGAAAGAACAGGUAGGAGAACCCAAGCAAUGUGUCGGAGGGAAGGAAGGACACAACAAGGGAAUCGAUACCGUCGGUAAGAUGGUUCGAUGGAAAGAAAACGAAGAGGAGGUGCAUCACAAGGGGACGAAUGUCGACACUACGGUCGAGGUAGAAGACGACAAAGGGAACGAGUACUACUAUGAGAAAACCUUAGAUUUCCUGAAAAAAGAAUUCAGCAUCGAUCACAGUCAAAGUGGAAAUAACUCCCUAAACGAUAGGGACAUUCUAGAAAAAACAGCCUUUUUUAAGCUAAUCAAUUUUGAAAAAAAGCUAGCUACUGAGCGCAAGCGAGUUUUGAAUUACUAUCACGAAGACAAGAAGCAGAUUUAUUCAAGCACCAUAAAUAAAGACAAGCAAUUUUCGCACAUUUUUUUGAACAAUGAAAAAUAUUAUGAUGCCAAAGAAAUUUUGGCAUAUCUUCUGCCAUACCAUACUUUUUACCUGGAUGACAUUUGUAUCGACUCUUCCGAAGAUGAUGAAGAAUUUUCUGAGAACCUUGAAAGUGACGUUAGGGAAAUCGAUGCGGGUAUCUCCCAAGUAAAGGAUUCCUUUCGUGCAUACACGAACCCCUCCAUGCUGUGGAGUUUCAACAAAAUAAUCGACAGAACGGAUAAUCAGCACAAGCGGAAAAAAGUCGCAGACUGA
This is a messenger RNA of Plasmodium knowlesi strain H, 2139 nucleotides long. RefSeq names its product conserved Plasmodium protein, unknown function. Lineage: Eukaryota; Apicomplexa; Aconoidasida; Haemosporida; Plasmodiidae. The transcript is spliced from 2 exons. Bases 1 to 2139 code for a protein of 712 amino acids. The record is from RefSeq and is a predicted model, not a curated record.